Messenger RNA from Esox lucius (northern pike), 2380 nucleotides. RefSeq lists its product as uncharacterized. The transcript has 4 exons. The record is from RefSeq and is a predicted model, not a curated record. NCBI's taxonomy places the organism in Eukaryota, Metazoa, Chordata, Actinopteri, Esociformes, Esocidae. The coding region runs from base 1140 to 1832 and encodes 230 amino acids.
GACAGUCUAAUGUUAUGUAUUUUAGUAACUGUAUAGAUAUUCCAAGAACAUAAUGUAGUCUUUCAUACCUUUUGAUACAUAGCAACUGAAUACUAAAUGUCACACAGUAUCCCUGGCUGUUGACAGUUAGUCUAUGUGUUGUUGGGGUUUUCCAUUAUGACCAUUGACUUACUGAUCAGGAGGAACUUGAUUAGUGUGAGGGUAUGCGUGGUCGAGUUUACUGGUCUGAGAGGAAAAUUACAGUAUGACCCUGUGUUCACCUACACAGGGAAGCUGUAAUGUCAUGCCUGAGUGGGAGCCUGUGGUAAAUGUGACCUAGUGAAAGCUUGCUCUCGCUGGUGGGCGAGGUGUGGAACACUAAAUGUGACGGGGGAGCUUUCUUGAAGGUUCCCUCUCGUUUGGGUUCCAGUGUUCUCACACCUUCAUAUCCAAGCGGAUGGAGGUGGGGUGGGUUUAUUCGUUCUGCUUUCUUUGUUUUUGCUUUAGCUUACUUAUUCUGUAAAAUUCCCAUACUGAUCUGCUUUUUUGUUACAUUUUAUGUAUUUUAUGGCAGAAGGUAUCAUCUUGACAAUGCAAAAGAAUAAGAAAAUACCAAAAGAUAAGCAUACUAAUCAAAUAAAUGGCUCAGAAUGACAUUCUGACAUACGUAUAAUACAGAAAGACCAUCAAGUUUUUAAGACGAUAGUAUUUAUGUAUAUAUCUUGUGCAAGGUUUUGCGAUAAUAAAUCAAAUAACCAGCAGUUGUGAUGUGUGUUUAGCCCUAAUCUAUGUCUGUGAGUGUGUGCUUGUGUUGGUACAUUAGUUGAUAUUGUGAACUGAGACGAUUACACAUCACCAAAGGAUUGUAGAGCUUUCACUUUCCAAAUGGCACAAGCCAUUAUGUCACAGCCAGGGCUUUCUGGGGGAACUUAACCACGGAGUGGGGGGUUUCCACUGUAGUGUGGAGGGGGAGCACAACACUGUGUCAUAUUCCAGGUUUGUGUGUUCAUCAAAGCGUGUGACAGCAUUGAGUUCAGCAUUGUACGAUAGACCCCCCUAAAAUAUCUGACUGAUCCAGUUGUAUCACACCAUCUAAGUCCACCGUUCAGGGCAACAUAACAAGGUUGUAUGAUUUAUAUCAAGCUCCUCUCGGUAUCAGGAUGAAGGUGAUUGAGGAUGACUUAGGGAGUCGGUUCAGGUUUGCUGAGUCAUGUGUGGGAUUGACAGGGUGUCUCUGCGUGGCCUACUCUGUGUGGAGCUCUCGCUGGCUCUGGGACACGGGACUAUGGACUUUAGGGAAUAACAUCACCAGCACAGACCAUGACAUUGACCAGAGUGACAUUAUCUUCAACGCUCUAGAGGCAGAGCAAGUAUUUGCUGUGCUGUCCUUCCUCAUGGCUCUGAGUUCAGGAGCUCUGUGUCUUAUGUUCGCCCUCUGCUGGACAUCUCAGACCGUGCGCUCCUUCUCCAACAAUCGCUCUUUGCUCAUGGCAGGCCAGGCACUCAACCCGACUGUCCUGCUGCUCCUCACUCUUGGACCCACAGGUUUCUUCUUCCUCCUCAGCUGGUCCAUCUUCACCUACCAGCAUUGGAUGGAAAUCAGUAGUGACAUCACCAGCCUGGGUUCCUCCUAUUGGCUUGGCGCCCUGGGCUGGGCCCUGCUAUUGGUUGUUUUCCCAGUGGUGUUCCUGGUGGAGCAGUGUGUGGUCCCUGACAUCAUGCCGAACCUCAUGAAUGCUGCCGAUGGCUGGCUCCGCACCUCCCCGGUUCCAUAUGCUGAGCGCCCAUUCAGCCAGAUUCAUCAGCAUUGUGACAUGGAAAGGGGGCUGAAGAGGUGCAUGUCUGUAACAUGAGACAAGGAAUGGAUAAAACAGGGAUGAAGUGAAACCUUCGGGUUUCAAGUCUGAGCAGAAUGCAGGACUGAACUGGACAGGUCAGGACUUAUGGAAGUCUGUGUUUACUCUAGCAGUUUACAUAAGGAAGUCAGAAUCUGCACCCUACCAGCUUUGAGGCAUUAGUGAUUAUAUGAAUAUGAUUAUAUUCAUUUCACCUGGGAGUGGGCAAUUUCUCUAUCAGAGUCUUCUCCAGUGGUCACAAACUGUCCUCAUCUGGAAAGCAUGGUGAGCAAGGACUUUUAAUCUAAACGUAAAUUCUCCACCAGCUUGUGUUAUUCCUCACUACAAGCAGAUACUAGAUGUUGUUAUGCCUCACCACUGUGCUAGCUGUUAUGUCACACCUCUAUACAAGGUGUUGUAAUGCCUCACUACUGUACCUGCUGUUGUUAUGCCUCACCACUGUGCUAGCUGUUAUGUCACACCUCUAUACAAGGUGUUGUAAUGCCUCACUACUGUACCUGCUGUUGUUAUGCCUCACCACAAUAAAAGUGUGACUUUUAUUUUAA